Molecule: messenger RNA, 1089 nt
Organism: Hepatospora eriocheir
Lineage: Eukaryota; Fungi; Microsporidia; Hepatosporidae
Source: the annotation of a GenBank genome assembly
AUGAAUAUUAAAAACAUUUUUCAUUUAAUUUUAAGAUUAGAAAGCAGUAGAGUAAAUUCUAGUGAUUCUAAUACAUAUGUUGAAUUUGAUGAUUCAUUAAUGUAUUUUAACUUAAAUGAAGAAUUUGAAAUAUCACUAGAAAAAGAAUUAAAUAAUUUAAAGAUUCAUAGAGAAACUCUUAAUUAUGAUUUCCCUUAUUACUUAAUUACGUCUCUGUAUAUUAAAGAAAAUUAUUGCUUAAAUAUUGAAUCAGAAUAUCCUAAAUUUAGAGCCUGUGUUAGAAAGCAAUCUUAUAAAUAUGAAGACAGUGAAUAUAAGUUUUGUUGUAGAGAUAUUAAAGAAAUAUUCGAAACUAAUACCCAAUUAAUACUUUUAAAAUACAAUGAAAUAAUACAAAAUAUCUGUAAAGAAUGUAGUGAUUCACCUUCUUUACUUUAUGUUAAUUUAAUUAAUUUCCCUGAUAAUAAUAAGAUGAUUCAAACUCUAAAUGAAUAUGCGAUACAUUGUUAUUUCUUAGAAAUUUUACAAACAAGUCAUUUUCUAAGGCGGAUGAUUGAAUUUUUUAUAUUAUUUAAAAAAUUCCCAGAUAGUUUAAAUAAGAAUUUAAAAGAAAAUUCUUUGAAAUUUUUUAACAAUUAUUUAGAAUCCAUCUCUUUUAAUGAUCAUGAUUCUUAUAAGUUCUUAACAAAAGAUAGUUUAUUUAAAUAUACAACUGAACUUUUAAAUAUUACUUGUGAUAUAAUUGAAUUAUUCUUACAAUAUAAUUCAAAUGAUAUCGAAAAAUUUAAAAGUAAUGUGAAUACUUAUAAGGAAAAAUUUUUUAAAAAAGUUGAGCAAAUAAUUUGUGAAUUUGAAAAUGUUGUGUUUAAAAAAGAUGAUUUUUUACCUUUAAAAUCCACUGAAAUACUAAGUGAUUUAAAAAAACAAGCUCUUGAAAAAAAUUUACUUACUAAUUCAAAAUUUUUUUCAUUGAUUUAUGAAAUUCAAACAAUAAUAACUAUAAUAAUUUAUAACCCUGAUGAAUUUUCUAAUGAUUUUCAAUUAUUGAUUAAAUAUGUUGAACGCAUUCAUUUUAGCACAUUGUGUUAA